UGAAAAAAAUUCCUUAACAAGAAUGAUAACCGGAAAAUUCCAAUGAAGAAUUAAUCAUCAUGUAGACUCCCUAAUCCCUAUAAAAGGGAGACUGAAGUCAUUCGCUUUGUGAAGGACAAAGAGAAUAAGUACUCAUUGAAUUCACUACAUAAAUUGAAAACUCUUUGCUUUCUCACUUUUUCACCCAAAAUUGAACUUCGAAAAAAGAAGUGAAAUAGAUCAAGAAUGAAGUGCUCCACUAUUUUCCUUCUCUUCUUAGUGGCCUUUUUCAUUGCUGGAAAUGAAGAGGUGACGGCACAAAGGUAUUGUGAUAAAGGAAUUAUCAAGACUUCCCCUCAAUGCCUUCGAGAUGAAUGUACCUCCGAGUGUCAGCAACAGUUUGGAAAAGAUGCUCACGGGCUUUGCGAUUCUAAUUCCUGCAGAUGCUUCCAGCCUUGUUAAAUUUUAAUCGUUUAACAUUAUCAACAAUAACUUUUUUUAACGAUAAUGUUAUGUCUUGUAAGAGAGUGGUAUAAGAUUUACAAUUAAUUAACCUUUUUCAAUCAAUUCGAAUUAUUAGAACGAAACAGUUUAUGAAAUAAUAUUAGAGUCUUCAAUCGAGGUCAAAUAUUCAUUAACAUAAUAUCAAAGUCUUUCCAUUCUCUUUAAACGAUGGUAAAGCAAAUCUUGAUGAGAAUGUCGAGUCCAAAAAAAGAUGUAAUAAAAUAUUUUGGGCAAA
This is a messenger RNA of Linum trigynum, 718 nucleotides long. The record is from the annotation of a GenBank genome assembly. NCBI's taxonomy places the organism in Eukaryota, Viridiplantae, Streptophyta, Magnoliopsida, Malpighiales, Linaceae.